Orbilia oligospora ATCC 24927 is the source of this 564-nucleotide messenger RNA. RefSeq lists its product as uncharacterized. The record is from RefSeq and is a predicted model, not a curated record. NCBI's taxonomy places the organism in Eukaryota, Fungi, Ascomycota, Orbiliomycetes, Orbiliales, Orbiliaceae. Bases 1 to 564 code for a protein of 187 amino acids. The transcript is spliced from 3 exons.
AUGUCGUCCCAAAUCCCCCGUCCGAAGAAGUCCAGCCUCGACCUAAUAGACAUUAACAAAUCUCUCCCUCCUCUCCCUCCAGAGCCAAGUACACCCCCAAAAAAGAUUCUGGGACGAAGCAUCAGUUACUCUGUUCUCAGGCCACCUGCCUCUGCACCUGUCUCUAGAAACCGGGAAGCCUCAUGUGACUUUCCAAAUCUUGCGAAGCUUAAAACCGAGCUUUUUGGAGCCGAUGUGGAUCGUUAUGGUAGCAAAGAGCCUAGGAAGCAUGUUUGCAAUGUCAGUGUUCUUAUCAACCGUUCUACGGUGCCGGUUCCGGAUGACCCAGAGCUAUAUGAGAGCCCAUCUUGGUGGGCUGGCCGUUAUAUGGCCAUCAGUGAUCGCUUGAGAGGUGAAAUGCCACGAGCCAUUCAAGAAGAGCGAGAUGAAGAAGCACGCCUGGAGAUGAUCGCUCUCUGUGGUGGUAAUAUCCAUAAACAAAGGAGCUUAAAGAUCUGGUGGAUCAACUUCAACAUGAAGCAGGACCAACGUGAAGAAACAAGAAAGCAAAAGGCUGUGGUUUAG